UCAAAUUGCUUCUGGGCCGCACCUGAGACUGAGAGUAACCACGUCGAGCGUCUAUAAACCACAGCAUCAUCGCCCUAAUGUUCUUCGCCCUUUGUCCCAAAGAAACAAAUGCCCUCGACUGUUUUCAAGUUUGAAAUUCAACCCCUUUUUUUGGGUUUUCUUAUUGCCUGGGAUUGGAGUAAUUGCUUUGCUUUGAUUUGUACCUAUGAAGACUGAAGAGGUUUUUCUGGCAGAAUAUUUCCUACCACCAUGGAUAGCAGCAGUAAGCCAGUGACCGUCAGUUGUGAAAAUGGUAAGAAAACUUACCCUAGCUGCAAUGGUUUAUCCUAUACCAGGCAAUUUUAUUUGGAUGGUUCAGAUCUUUUUAGAAUGCCGAGAACUGCAUAUUUUCUGAAGGCAGAGAAUCAGCUAGGGCUUUAAGUUUUCCUGUAGAAAUUGUUCAUCAUCAACCUCUAACAUGAUUCAACUCUGCAAUUUGAAGACCUUCAGAUUGGUUCACUCAAUAUUUUCUUGUACAUUUGCUUCCAAAACAAACAGAGUGUUGGUUGGAGAUCCAAAACCCUCACAUUUUUCUCUUCAGAGUCAGUUGCUCUGCAGACACAUCACCUCAGAAAUCUCAGAAAACCAACACAAUUUCACAGUCACUUACCUCAUAAACACUUGCGGGUUGUCCCCAGAAGGAGCGAUUUCAGCUUCUAAGUGGGUCGAGUUGAAGUCACCAGAAAGAGCAGACUCCGUUUUAGAGCUUCUGAGAAACUAUGGAGCAUCUCAAACCCAGAUAUCAAAGCUUAUUAGGUCACAUCCAAAACUUCUUUCAGCUGAUCCUGAGAAAACCCUUUUGCCAAAGCUUGAGUUUUUCAGCUCUCUUGAAAUUUCAAAGGUGGACCUUAUAAAAACUCUGGCUUUUAAUCCACAGCUUUUGGCAGCCAGCUUGAGAAAUCGGAUUUUGCCCACUUAUAACUUCCUCAGGAGUAUGCUCUCUGAGAAAAAUGUUGUUGCUGUUUUAAAACGCAACUCAUGGAUUUUCUUGGAAAGUCACCGCAAGCAUGUUGUUCCAAAUAUUGGGCUUUUGAGAGAAUCGGGUAUGCCUCAACCAUGCAUUUCUUUGUUGUUAGCUCACUGUACUCCCGCUUUGAUGUUAAAUCCUGAAAAAUUUGGUCAACUUGUGGGUGAGGUUAAGGAAAUGGGAUUUAAUCUGGAAAAAUCAACUUCAGUGAAUGCCCUGUGUGCAUUGUGUGGUAAGAAUAAGUUGGUAUUGAAUAGAAGUCGUGAAGUUCUUAAGACAUGGGGUUGGUCUGAGGAUGAUUUUCUCUCCGCUUUCAGGAAGAACCCAAUUUGUAUGAUUGUCUCGGAGAAGAAACUUAUGCAAGCAAUGGAUCUUUUAGUGAACAAGAUGGGAUGGUCGUCAGGAAUGAUUGCCAAAUAUCCUGUGGUCCUCGGUCUCAGUAUGGAGAAGAGACUUAUCCCAAGGUGCUCUGUUGUUAAAGUUCUGUUGUCGAAAGGUUUCAUAAAUGAGAACUUGAAUCUGGGUUCUCUGCUGAAACCGGCAGAGAAGCAGUUCUUGGAGAAUUUUGUGAACGGAUAUCUUGGCAAAGUACCUGAACUGUUAAGUGUGUAUCAAGGGAAGGUAGAUAUCCAGGAUGUCUGAUCUGAUAUGUUGAAACGGAAUGACUGUAGGAUUGGUAUGGGUCACGCGCGGGCUGCCCCAGCUCGGCAAUUCAUUCGGUGACUUCACGGUCGCCGAAUGGAUUGGGACCCUGUGUUGAUGAUCUACUAGUUGAUUCAAGAUCCAGGUGAUUUUCCCCAUUUAACUAGUGCCGAAAUCAGUCGGGAAUUCGAAACGACGGCACAGCACAAGCCGCCAUACCUCCGGAGGCUCCGCUUUGCCUCAGAUCCACUCAGGUUUCGUCCCGAACAUCUCCUUGACCUAUCCUCUUUGAUUCUGAUUGUGGGGCAUUCAAUGCACUUGAUGUAGACCAGAAAGAAGAGGCUUCCCGUGGGCUGGGAGAGUAGCCGCCUCUUCACUCUCCUUCAGCCGAUUCAGAUACUGAAGCAUCUCUCUUGAAGAGAGGAGCAAAAGCUCUAUCUUUGACUCAGGAGGGCGUUCCACCACAUCGACUGAUGCGGCAUGAUUCCCUCGUUGUGAAAGAAGUAAUGAAAGUGAAGCCCCGGGUCAAUCUUUGAGUAAUUGUCCUCUGAGAUGCAGCUAGCCUACUUAAGCGGCCACGGUUGGUUUAUAGGAACUACUUCAGUGUCAAUGAUUGAUUAGUUUCAUAUGGAAUCAUGUCAACAUGGCAUCAAAGGACUCGAUAAGCAUCAUUUUCUGAUUGUUUUCUCUUGUG
This is a messenger RNA of Prunus dulcis (almond), 2342 nucleotides long. Its product is annotated as transcription termination factor MTERF6, chloroplastic/mitochondrial-like. Gene Ontology annotation, biological process: chloroplast organization; regulation of DNA-templated transcription. NCBI's taxonomy places the organism in Eukaryota, Viridiplantae, Streptophyta, Magnoliopsida, Rosales, Rosaceae. The transcript is spliced from 2 exons. The record is from RefSeq and is a predicted model, not a curated record. Gene Ontology annotation, molecular function: double-stranded DNA binding. Gene Ontology annotation, cellular component: chloroplast. Bases 458 to 1648 code for a protein of 396 amino acids.